UCAUUAAACACUUCCUUCUCCACAGCGCGAAACGUUUUUAGGGCACCUCCAUAUCUUAUCUGUGAAAUUUCGAUAUUAAUUUCUUUCCACAACAUCUAUGGUCGACCAUCAUCCUUGAAAGGGAAACGCUCGGCCGUUUUGCCUCUGGAUAGCAGCCUUAAACUGGCUGCUAACAGCUGCAAGGUCGUUGCUGCGUGACCUAUCCUCUGGAUUUCCAUCAUGGCCGCUUUCGACAACUGGACGAAAUGCAAACUCUGGCUACCUCUCCUCGUUACCUUCGCCUUCACCAUUCGAUCAGGCUUUGCUAUCAAGUGUUGGGAAUGCAAUUCUCGCUAUGACAGAGACUGUGGAGAUCCAUUCAAUAACGCGACCUUCGCCCUUACAGAUUGCAACCAGAGGAACCUCGAGCACUUCCCUCAACAGCAGGCUACUGUGUGUCGGAAAAUCCUCCAGAAGGUGAGAGAUGACUACCGAAUCGUUCGUGGCUGUGGCUUUUUGAACAGUGAGAAAGAAGGUUCAGACUGCUUCAAACGAGCCGGCACUUUCAACGUCCUGAUACAGUACUGUAGUUGUGAUAGUGAUGGGUGCAACGCCGCACCUGGCACCUUUAACCCCCACAGCUGGAUUGGACUGCUUGCAGGAGUUGUUCUGUCCACCAUUAUGAUGAAAGUCAAGUAAACGGCGGUACUCUUCUUGUAGAAAAUGACCAUUCGGAAGCUGGCUAUGCCAGCCAUUAUGUUUUUGCAGGCUGCAAUUAAUAAUCUGUGAAUGUAAAAAAAAAUCAGAUACACGUAUUUAUGUAUGCAGGGGUUUGGUUGAUAGGACAGUUUUAUUGCCAAGUACAAUAGUCACCAACGGUUUUAGUCUCAGCCCUUAUGUUGGUGACGUCACUGACUUACUGCUUUAUUUUAAGUUUUUUUUCUUUUUAACGUUUUCCGUUAAAAUGAUAACGAAUCUAAACGUGUACUGAGAUGCAAAAGCUUCCUCCAACUAAACUAAACAAAUAAUAAUAAUAGUAAAUUUCCCAUUUCAACUUCUUGACAUAGUCUAAAAAUUACUACGUAAAUAAUCUUUAAAAUGCAUAACUUAUAUUCUGCAAUUAUUAUUUCUAUUGUAACAUCACAUCAAAUCACGUGAUGAACUGCGUAAGGUACUGACGUCGCCUAAAAGUCUGCGCAAGAUGAGGAUGGACUACCAUCUUGUUGGAGGAUCUUGUGCCUACUUUUCGCUCACAAGACAUAUUCGUUUCUCGGUUACUAACAAAAGAUCCCCCAUUUCACACGCAUGGCAACAGCAGUAUGGUUUUAGAUAUAUUCGGCAUUUCAUUACAUUAAUCGCGCUGUUUCUAGAUUUAUUUUAGGCAAUAUGAAACGGUUGCUUUUGGAAUACUAAAAAAAUUUGAUUAGUCGAAAGCGAAGCAUACUUAAGAAUUUCCUUUCUAAAUAUAAAUAAUUUAAAGAAAAUUUAGUUCCUAUAUUCAUAAAUUUCUAUACUUUAAAUUAAAAUUUCAUUAAAUUUUACAAAAGGAAGAAUUUUAGUCUGUAAGUUAAACAGAACGUAAGAUCAGUAUGGUUUCACGAAUUAUAAAUGACUCCAUUUUAACAAUCCUGAUUGCCUCACAUGAUUGGAUGUGAAUUGGGAGCAUCUUUUCAUAUACGAGAUAUAAUUUAUUUUUGUUAAAUUCAAAUUUAUUUCAUUUAGAUGUUUGCUGUUAUUGUAUAAUGUUGUUGUUUGGUGAGACUUGCUUGUAAUAUACUUAAAACUGCCUACAAAUGAUUAAGACCAAAAACGGUUAAAUAUCCUUAUUAUUUUCAUCAAAACUUGAAUCGAAAUUCUUUUGUUUUUUAUCACUAUUUUAGACUAGGAAUGCAGAUAAAAGUUCAUAGGAUUCCUAGAAUUAGUGUUUUCAUACACACCAGAAAUUUACAACUCUCAUUUCAACGAAAUUUUUACUUUUUGUGAGAUUUGUUAAUAAUUAUUUCACAUCGUAUUUGUAUUCUGUACCACCAUCACAAAUAUUCUAAUUAAUUUUGCCCUUUAACGGAACAGCAGUAUUAUAAAUUAUUUUAAUUAUUAAAAUUUUCUCGUAGAUCAGUCAUGGAACAUAUUUGAACUAGCACAAACGUCUUCGCGUUUUUUGCCAUGUUUCUCUAGGAAGGACCCUUAAUCGAGGUUGAUUAUAGUGAUUUUGUCAUUUUGUUAGUGAUGCAGCAAUUUACUAAAACUUCUUUUCGUACAGCUCAUUAAAAUCAUCCUUAUUAAAAAUAUUCGCAAAAUAGUUUUUCGUAAAUAGGAUUAAUUUCAGAUUUUGCCCAAUGAUUGCUUUCCUUGAUUCUUCUUGCUUUUUCCGAAGUUACUUUACAAUGAAAGAAUCAAUUGAAAAACAAUUGUGCACCUCGGAAGAAUUUAUAAUUUACAUUAUGUGCAACUUUCAUUAAAAAUUUUAUCACUCAUCGCAGUGUUAACGGUUAACUAUUUAGAAUUUUCUAAUUUCAUGUGUAAAAUUUACGACUAUAGAAUUUACGACAAGCUUACCAAACUUUAAUCAACCUUCCUUGAAAUAUCGUUCCAGAUGAUCAUUUUAUGUUCAUUGACAUAGACAUGAUAUGGAGUUGCCUUAAAUGCACAUAAAAAAAAAAUUCUUCGAAUUAAUUGAUAACGCGCGCACUUGCAUAUAAUUAGUAACUAAAAAAACAUUGAGAGACCUGAUUAUUCUGUGUUACAUGUUGUGUGUUUUAGUUUUUUAAUGUGAAACCACGUUUGAUUAGAAAGAUUAAACAUUUAUUUUUCGUUUAUGUAAUAAAUUCCUUAUUCUGGCAAGUGGAAAAAAAAAAGACCUACGAUAAUUUUUUUCUUGAAUUAGUUACUUCUUUAAAGAAUUUUUUCUUUAAUUCAAUGCAUUUUUUGGAUUUUAAAAUACAGUUACUGAAGAUUUAAAUACCGCUUUACAAGCAUUAAUUUAUGAAUGAUCACAUUCGAAUUGGAUGCCAAAGAAAAAAAAUUAUCUUUUAUGGUUCAUAAACUUUUAUGUUCAAAUUCUAAUGAACUGUGGUUUCUUUUGUUUUGUUAUACUGUGAGUGGCGUUUGAUAUUCUGUCCACUAGAUGGAGCUACAGCUACUUUCCAAAAAAACUUAGUCCUGCGAAGAAAAUGUUAAUUUGCAUAUAUUCUUCGUAGAUAGCGCUGUCACAUGUAAUAUAGACGUUCCACUAUUUGUACAGUUAACUAGUAAUGCAAAGUGUUCCUUUUUCAUGAAGUAUUCAUAUUUUUUCCAGACAAACAAUAUAAUUGAUUAUACCGAGGCGAAAAAUAUGAUUCAAGGAAUUUAAAACAAAUUAAAAAAAUAUUUAUUUAAAAAACUUUUAUAAAUAUCAAUUAAAAAUUUUAAAAUAAUUAAAAAUAAUACUUGAAGGCUAUGAAAUGCUAACAAAUAAGUGGCUUUUAAUUCACAUCACUCAGAUUCGAAAAUAUUUUUUACUCAUAUCAAACUUCGCUGGACAAAAAGCUUUUGAAAUCAUCUAAUAAUUGCUCAAAAAUAACUUUUUAGUGCUCUGUUGAUAAAUGUUCUAGGAAAAUGUUAUAAAACAAUCCAAAAAUCUUGGAAAAGAAUUCUUUUGAACAUUAAUCCCAAAACUACAACUGGAACUGCAAACAAAACUGCAACAUUUCUGGAAUUAACUUUUCUCCCUUUAAUUUAAAAAUCAGCGCUUUUUAUAUUAAAAAAAUUUGGACUAAUAAAUUAACAUUUCAUAACUAGGAGUAAUGUAAGAACAUCUCUACUUUUGAAAUACUUUAUAAUAAAAAUCUAUAAAAAACAUUACAUUAGUAACGGGAGAAAAAGAUUUAUAAAUGCCGUAAAAUUCAAAAUAUUAAUUGCUAAUAAAUGAAAGAAAUGCAUUAAAUUCAUGAAACCUCUAAAAGUAGAGAUUUCUGGACUUUAUAAAAUAUUUUAUAUAAUCAUAUAACUGACGUACAUAAAAGCAUAUAACUGUCGUGUAUAAAUAUUAAAAAGGACUGCUGGUAAAAUCGUCAAUUCUGGGAGCAAUAAUUUUGGAAUAUUUUUCUUUUUAAAAACCAGCAAGCAAUUUACAUAAUAGAAUCUCUCAUUUUAUUAAAAAUCAUUUUAAUAUCUUAAGCAAAUGACAAUAUGAACAAAAAUUUAUAAAGGCUAAUAGUAUUUUCAUAAUGUGAAUAAAUGUUAAUUAGAAAGGAAUAAUUAAUUUUGAAAAGUACCUUUACUAUAAUAAUAUUAAUUAUACAAAUAAUUAAUUUUGGAAUUUAAUAAUUCAUUUUGAAAAGUAAUUUUACUCAAAUUUAAAUAGACAAGAUGGUUUGGUAUUACCUGGUGUAGAUAAAUCGCAGAAUUUUUGGUUAAAUUUAUAAAAACCUGACACGAAAUCUGUAUUGAAAUACAUAAAGAUUCUGUUGCAACAUUUUUGAGCAAAUUAAUAUAUGACCUUUAAGAAUUUUAAAAACAUUCACUUUCUUAAGAACAUGUUUUUCGCCUAAAACAUGUAUAAAAUAUAUAAAUGAAGUUAAACCUUUACUGUGUUGAUGCUAUAAAUUGUGUAUUAUUUUAGUUAUUUGUGAUGUCAUAUGCUAUUAUUAAGUGUUUUUAAUUUUUAUAUGGGCAUGUAUUAUUCAUUUAUUUAUCCAACAGUGAACAUGUUACAUAUAAAAACAGCAUGCAGGAUGAGGCCAGUAAAAAAAAAAGGAAAAAAGGAAAAAGGAACAAAAAAAAAAAAAAAAAAAAAAAAAAAAAAAAAAGACGAAUAUGAUGAUUUUCCCAUUUGUUACGUCAUGGCUGAUAACGAAAAUAUUAUUUUAUUACUAAAUUGUAAUAUCAGUGAAAAUUUGCGCAAAGUGUAUAAUAACAUAUAUGUAUUAAAUUCCUUAUUAUUUUACUUUCCUUUCCUUUUAAAGUUUUCUUAAACGCCUUCGAAAAUUUUCGCAAAAUGCAUUUUAGAUUUACUAGCUGGAAGUAUAUAUAAUAUUGGAUAGAACGAUAUAUAACAAUGUUAACACAAAUAUAACCAUUUACUAUACAGCAUAAUUCUUUUAAUUUUGAUCGCACAAACUGUGACUAUUGCAUAUUUGUAGUCUCUAGCUGGAUUUAGAAAUUUGUUUUUAUUUUAUUAUAAAUUUCUGGAAGUUAAUUUGUGAACAAAGGUAGGAAAAACCUACCUUUUGAAUUGCGGAUUACAAUCAACUAAUUACCAGGCUAAAAUAUUUCGAGUAAGCUAAUCAAUUUACAAAGACACGCAUUUCAUUUGCAGAAUAUAUUGCAUUCAUCACAGUUUUAAUUUUAAGGAACAGACGAUUUUUUGUAUUGUUUUCUUCACUAAUGUUUAAUUGCCAGAAUACCUCCAUUAAAAAUUUUAAAAUAUUUAUAUUUCCUUCGUAUUCCAGUGGCAACAUAGCGGUUGCCUGAAAUAUAAAAGCGUAGUUUUUGAAAAAGCAACAUGCAAGUAGUCCUGUUACAAGUAAUAUAAUAUUAUGCUUAAAUUUCACGUUGAAGAACUUCAAAUAAACAAUCAGCAGGUGAAAUAUAAAAAUAUUUCCUGCGUUGCUACUUUAUUUAAUAAAGUGAAAUCAUAUUUUAAAAAUGUAAUAAUAUUUAUCAAAUUAUUAAAAAUUAUUGCUUUUCAUGAAUUGAAAGCGCAAUAGAUUUAUCCUUUAAUGUCGUAAUGAAUGAAAUAUUAGACAUUCUGUGACUGACUGUGCACGUUUUUCUACACCUGAAGAACAUUUUUUUUAUGUUUGAGAUUCGGCAACAAGAAAAGUGAAUUGAUGGCGGAAGUGGCACUCCUUUUUCCUUCAGUGGAACUCGCCCAAGUAAUUGAGAUCGAAAACAUAACGCUUUCUUGAUACAAUCUGGAACAACGCGCGUAUGUUUGAAACUUAAUUUUCAAUUUUGAUUUUUGGCUGCGAUUUUGUAUUUGAUUUCUACUCUUCAGGUGUGAACAACGUAGCACAGAAAUCGGAAAAUACUGACCUUACAAUUAAUAUAAUUCUAUCUCGGUUUCACGAGAAAAAAACUGUGGCUUCGAAAGCGAACUUCGGUAUGCAAACCCGCCUGAAGCAUUAUAAUAAAGAACAGUGUGUAUUCGCGUCUUUAAUAAAACGUGGUUAGUUUAAAGUGCAACGAAAUAGUCAAAGAAAUAAUGUAAUAAGAAAUGUUCUCUAAUUCGAAAAUUGAAAUCGUUUGAGUGUUAUUUACUGAAUUAUCACUCAUUACAGCUGGAAUUCUGGCAGCACGAAUUGUAGUGCAGGUUUCUGCGUGACGACCUAUUCAUUAUUUUGCUGGUAUAUAGCAUGAUGAGUUAUUCUAAAUGCUUGGUGUACUUUACAGAUAAUGAUAAUUAUUUUUCCUCAGUAAAGAUGUGAUUUGAAAGGUAAGAGUAAGAUCCUGGAGUUGAAAGACAUUCCAAUUUCUGCAACAUUGAAUGCUGUAUUUGUGCAUUUUAUUUUACAUCUACUUUUCUCAAAGACGCGCGACAAUGUGUUCUAGCUCUACACAUUUCCGAGAGAGCGUUUUUUAACAGCACGCGUUCGAUCGUGGCGAGCUUCUUUGUUGGAUGAGAGGCGCCAUUUUCAAAUGCCAUAGAAUGCCAUUUUGAUUUACUUUCUUCCCCGUAGUCUUUAGAUAUCUAGAAAUUCUCCUCCAUCUCCAGGAUCUUAUGAGAAAAACUGAGGCUGCAGCAUUUUAUUAGUAUCCAAAUUUUAUAAUCGUCACGAUCUUUUCAAGAAAUUCUAUAUUAACUGGGCGAAAUCUGCGCCCUAAUAAAAUGGCGAAAGGUUGUCAUAAGUACACUGUUCAGUUAAGCACUUCUUAUCAUAUUGAGAAGCUGAGAAAGAAUAUGCAAAUUCUAUACUUGAAAUAUCUUAAUACAUAAACUUUAAAGAGUAAUUAAAUAAUUCUAUUUUGGUGUGAAAGAAUGUUUUACUUCGAAAACAGACAGCUUUUUUGAAUUGUAAAGACAAAGGUCUAAGGCUUAAGACUAAGAAUUUAACUAUAGCUAUUUUUACUAAAUGAAUAACGCGAGAAAUAUCUGAGUCUUCUAAAUUCGUACGUAGCAAUGUAAAAGGAAUUUUUCAUGCUACUGAGAUAAACUUCUGUAUACAGGACUAACGAAGAAAAAUUCUUGAUGAAUGCAAAUAUUCUUUCCGAUUCGGAUCAAGCAUUUUAAUACACUAUUCUAUGAUAUUAUCCAGAAAAAUUUCCUAUUAAAUAUUCACAAAACUGUUAAAUAUUUAGAAUUUUUGCUACCUUCUAACUAUAUAGGAAAGUUCUACUGUAAAUAACUGCAAACAAAAAAAAAAAAAAAAAAAAAAAAAAAAAA
Molecule: messenger RNA, 7342 nt
Organism: Stegodyphus dumicola
Lineage: Eukaryota; Metazoa; Arthropoda; Arachnida; Araneae; Eresidae
Product: UPAR/Ly6 domain-containing protein crok-like
Biological process (GO): positive regulation of voltage-gated potassium channel activity; sleep; regulation of synaptic transmission, cholinergic
Source: RefSeq, a predicted model, not a curated record